Messenger RNA from Lindgomyces ingoldianus, 999 nucleotides. Its product is annotated as glycosyl hydrolase family 62 protein. The transcript has a single exon. Gene Ontology annotation, molecular function: alpha-L-arabinofuranosidase activity. The record is from RefSeq and is a predicted model, not a curated record. NCBI's taxonomy places the organism in Eukaryota, Fungi, Ascomycota, Dothideomycetes, Pleosporales, Lindgomycetaceae. The coding region runs from base 1 to 999 and encodes 332 amino acids. Gene Ontology annotation, biological process: L-arabinose metabolic process.
AUGCCCUUGGAUGAUUCUCUCAGUGCGACCCUUACUACCAGACAGACGGCCAAUCUCCCCAGCACCUUCAAGUGGAGCUCAAGCGCGGCACUGGUUAGUCCCAAGAAUGAUGCCCGCAAACUGGCUGGGAUCAAAGACCCUUCAAUCGUCUUCUCCAACGGCAAAUAUCACGUCUUCGCGAGCACGGCCCAAGCUUCCGGGUAUAACUUAGUCUACUUCAGCUUCACUGACUUCGCCGAAGCAAACUCUGCUGAAUUUCACUACCUUGAUCAGACGCCAAUCGGUUCGGGCUAUCGAGCUGCCCCCCAGGUCUUUUACUUUGCACCUCAAAGCCUUUGGUAUCUUGUCUUCCAGAACGGUAACGCCGCAUACUCCACCAACAAAGAUAUCAGCAAUCCAACUGGUUGGAGUGCCCCAAAGAACUUCUAUAACAGCCAGCCCAGUAUUAUCACCCAGAACAUCGGCAGUGGAUAUUGGGUAGACAUGUGGGUCAUCUGCGACGCGUCUAACUGCCAUCUCUUCUCAUCUGAUGACAAUGGUCACCUCUACCGCUCACAAACCUCGCUCAGCAAUUUUCCUAGCGGCAUGGGCUCUACCGUAAUUGCUUUGUCCGACUCGAAGAAUGCCCUUUUCGAGGCAUCAAACGUGUACUCCAUCGGCGAGAGCAAAUAUCUUCUUCUUGUGGAAGCCAUUGGAAGCGACGGUGCCCGCUACUUCCGCUCAUGGACUGCGAGCAGUCUCUCCGGCCCGUGGACUGGUCUCGCCAAUUCGGAAUCAAACCCAUUCGCUCGUUCUAACAAUGUUGUCUUCAGUGGGACUGCAUGGACGAAGAGCAUCAGCCACGGCGAAGUGGUACGCACCAAUGUCGAUCAGACGAUGACCAUUAGCCCAUGCAAUCUACGCUAUCUUUACCAAGGUCUGAGUCCCAGCGCAAGCGGUGACUAUAAUACCCUGCCGUGGAAACUUGGUCUUCUCACCCAGACGAAUUCGGCUUGUUGA